AUGACCUUAAUUGCAGUAUCUUCUAAUCCUCAAUUUCCCAAGUUUUCUUGGACAAACUACAUUCAUGGAUGGCAGGAUCGUUGGGUGGUUUUGAAAAAUAAUACUCUGAGUUACUACAAGUCUGAAGAUGAGACAGAGUAUGGCUGUCGGGGAUCUAUUUGUCUCAGCAAGGCUGUUAUUACACCUCAUGAUUUUGAUGAAUGCCGAUUUGAUAUUAGUGUAAAUGAUAGUGUCUGGUAUCUACGAGCUCAAGAUCCAGAUCACAGACAACAAUGGAUAGAUGCUAUUGAACAACACAAGACGGAAUCCGGUUAUGGAUCAGAAUCAAGCUUACGCCGACAUGGCUCAAUGGUAUCACUUGUAUCCGGAGCAAGUGGUUAUUCAGCAACAUCCACUUCAUCAUUUAAGAAGGGCCACAGUUUGCGUGAGAAAUUGGCUGAAAUGGAAACCUUUAGAGACAUCCUUUGUAGACAAGUUGAUACUCUACAGAAGUACUUUGAUGCCUGUGCAGAUGCAGUCUCCAAGGAUGAACUUCAGAGGGAUAAAGUGGUAGAAGAUGAUGAAGAUGAUUUUCCUACAACACGAUCUGAUGGAGAAUUAUUACAUAAUACUAAUGGCAAUAAAGAAAAGUUAUUUCCACAUGUGACACCCAAAGGAAUUAAUGGCAUAGACUUUAAAGGGGAAGCAAUAACAUUUAAAGCAACAACUGCUGGAAUACUUGCUACACUUUCUCAUUGUAUUGAACUCAUGGUAAAACGUGAGGACAGCUGGCAAAAGAGACUGGAUAAGGAAAUUGAGAAAAAGAGAAGGAUAGAAGAAGCCUACAAAAAUGCUGUGACUGAACUUAAGAAAAAAUCCCAUUUUGGAGGACCAGAUUAUGAGGAAGGUCCAAAUAGUUUGAUUAAUGAGGAGGAAUUCUUUGAUGCUGUUGAAGCUGCUCUUGACAGACAAGAUAAAAUAGAAGAACAGUCACAGAAUGAAAAAAGCAGAUUGCACUGGCCUACAUCCCUACCACCGUCUAGUGAUGCUUACUCUUCUGUGGGUACUCAUAGAUUUGCUCAACAGCCCUAUAGUCGUUCUUCCUCCAUGUCUUCCAUUGAUCUAGUCAGUGCCUCUGACGAUGUUCACAGAUUCAGCACACAGGUUGAAGAGAUGGUGAAGAACCACAUGACUUACUCAUUACAGGAUGUAGGUGGGGAUGCCAACUGGCAAUUGGUGGUAGAAGAAGGAGAGAUGAAGGUUUAUAGAAGAGAGGUAGAAGAAAAUGGAAUUGUUCUGGAUCCUCUGAAAGCUACUCAUGCAGUUAAAGGAGUGACAGGACAUGAAGUUUGCAGUUACUUCUGGAAUGUUGAUGUUCGCAAUGACUGGGAAACAACUAUUGAAAAUUUCCAUGUUGUGGAAAAAUUAGCCGAUAAUGCAGUCAUCGUUUACCAGACUCACAAGAGGGUGUGGCCUGCUUCUCAGCGUGAUGUGUUAUACCUCUCUGCCAUUCGGAAGAUAGCAGCAUUGACUGAAAAUGACCCUGAAACUUGGAUUGUGUGUAAUUUUUCGGUGGAUCAUGACAGUGCACCCGUAAACAAUCGAUGUGUCCGUGCCAAAAUAAAUAUUGCUUUGAUAUGUCAAACUUUGGUAAGCCCACCAGAGGGAGACCAUGAAAUAAGCAGGGACAAUAUUCUAUGCAAGAUCACAUAUGUAGCUAAUGUGAACCCUGGAGGAUGGGCACCAGCCUCAGUGUUAAGGGCAGUGGCAAAACGAGAGUAUCCCAAGUUUCUAAAGCGUUUCACAGCCUAUGUCCAAGAAAAAACCACAGGGAAACCCAUUUUGUUCUAGUGUUAACAGGUAUUCAUAUUUCUGUAUUUAGUGGUUUCUCUUUAUAAAUAUUAAAAAAUAAAUUCAACUAUUAAUACCAAAAUUA
Molecule: messenger RNA, 1915 nt
Organism: Gracilinanus agilis (Agile Gracile Mouse Opossum)
Lineage: Eukaryota; Metazoa; Chordata; Mammalia; Didelphimorphia; Didelphidae
Gene: CERT1
Product: ceramide transporter 1
Exons: 17
Coding region: 1-1830 (609 amino acids)
Biological process (GO): ER to Golgi ceramide transport
Cellular component (GO): Golgi apparatus
Molecular function (GO): phosphatidylinositol-4-phosphate binding
Source: RefSeq, a predicted model, not a curated record